CUCAUCCGUCCGACAAUCGAACGUCAUCAUGGCGUCCGACCAAGUGAACGUCGACGUGAUUGUCGACAAGCUGCUUAGCGUGCGGGGCGCGCGGCCGGGGAAACAGGUGAACCUGCUGGAGGAAGAGUUACGCUUCCUGUGCGUGCAAUCGAAGAAGUGCUUUAUGGCGCAACCGAUGCUGCUUGAACUGGACGCUCCCAUCAAAAUCUGUGGCGACUUGCACGGGCAGUACUUUGAUCUGCUCAGCCUGUUUCAGUAUGGCGGGUUUCCUCCCCAGUCCAAUUACCUUUUUCUCGGCGACUACGUCGACCGCGGCAAGCAAAGCAUUGAAACGAUCGCGCUGCUCUUGGCGUACAAGAUCAAGUACCCCGACAAGUUUUUUCUCUUGCGUGGGAACCACGAAGACUCGUCCGUGAAUCGGUUGUACGGAUUUCACGACGAAUGCAAGCGUCGGUACAACGUUAAGCUGUGGAAGAUGUUCUGCGACAGCUUCGACUGCCUUCCCGUCGCAGCCAUCGUCGAGCAGAGCAUCUUUUGCAUGCACGGUGGGCUGUCACCGGAACUCCAAGAUAUGCAACAGAUCGCGCGACUGGCACGUCCUGCGCCUAUGCCCGAGACCGGGCUUCUCGCCGACCUCUUGUGGAGCGACCCCGAGGCGAACAUCCUCGGUUGGGGUGAAAACGAUCGCGGGAUCAGCUACACAUUUGGAGUGGAUGUGGUCGUGCAAUUCCUCAAGCGGCAUGACCUGGACAUGAUCUGCCGCGCCCACCAAGUCGUCGAAGACGGGUACGAAUUCUUUGGCGGGCGAAAGGUCGUCACGAUCUUCAGCGCGCCUAACUAUUGCGGCGAAUUCAACAAUGCCGGCGCGAUCAUGGUGCUCGAUGAGUCGCUGCUGUGCAGUUUUCAGAUCCUAAAACCGAUGGAGAAAAAGUGGGCUGGCCCUGGCGGGUUUUUGAGGAAAUGAAAAUAGAUGCCUAGACUGAUGCCGUCUAUUUUUUUGGAUGGCGGACGUGGCGCCAUCGACAAGCGAGGGCGACGGCGCGGUGCUAAGAGCACGUCAUGUU
Molecule: messenger RNA, 1064 nt
Organism: Aphanomyces invadans
Lineage: Eukaryota; Oomycota; Saprolegniomycetes; Saprolegniales; Verrucalvaceae
Product: serine/threonine-protein phosphatase PP1-gamma catalytic subunit
Exons: 1
Coding region: 29-964 (311 amino acids)
Cellular component (GO): nucleus; cytoplasm
Molecular function (GO): protein serine/threonine phosphatase activity
Source: RefSeq, a predicted model, not a curated record